AGGUCGGCAGCCAUUGAGCGCCAGGGCCCGAGGCGGCGCCUCACCCGCCCCCUCGCAGGAUGCCAGGCGCCCCGCAGCUGGCGAGGUGGGCGCAGCGCGCGGGGCGCGGGGUUAGAGAGAAGCGCGUGCCCGCUUCCGCUCCGCCUCCGUCCGGGGGCGCGGGCGCGGUGGCCCGGGCGGAGGAUCGCAGGGGGCAGGGCCAAGACAGCGAGGAGGGGCACCGGGGGAAGCGGGAGCGAUAAAAGAAGGCAAGGCUGCCCCACCCCGAGGCAGGCCGGUGGGCAGUCUCUUGCGUCCCUUCCGUCCGGCCUGUGUUGGAGGCGGCGGGGAGGCGCGCGGCCCGCUGCCGGCCCAUGGAGGCUUUCCCUUGGGCGCCACGCUCGCCCCGCCGCGCCCGCGCCCCCGCGCCUAUGGCGCUCGUGCCCAGCGCCCGCUACAUGAGUGCCCCGGGCCCGGUGCACCCGCAGCCCUUCAGCUCUUGGAACGACUACCUGGGGCUCGCCACGCUCAUCACCAGGGCUGGAGACCGGGGCUCCCCGCCCUCCUCGUCCCACUGCUCCUCCCACGAAGGGUCCGGGCCCUUGGCAGCAGGACCCACGCUGGGGCCGCCCGACGACGAGGAGGACGACGAUGGCGAUGAGCAGGGGACCCGGGACGGCUACUUGGGGGGCGCGCUGGAACUGCGCGCGCUAGAGCUGUGCGCCGGCACCGCCGAGGCCGGGCUGCUGGAGGAGCGCUUCGCUGAGCUGAACCCAUUCACAGGGCGCGCCGCCGCGGUACUGCUGAGCUGCGCGCCCGCCGCCUCCGCCGCCCCCACGGCCGAGGUGACGCCGCGCGAGGAGCCAGGCCCUGCGUGGGCGGCAGAACAUCGUCUGCACGCGGCCUCCGGAGCGGCUGCCGCGCGUCUGCUGAAACCGGAGCUGCAGGUGUGUGUGUUCUGCCGGAACAACAAGGAGGCGGUGGCGCUGUACACUACACACAUCCUCAAGGGUCCCGACGGCCGAGUGCUGUGCCCGGUCCUGCGCCGCUACACGUGCCCCCUUUGCGGUGCCAGCGGCGACAACGCACACACCAUCAAGUAUUGCCCGCUCUCCAAAGUGCCACCGCCCGCUGCUCGCCCGCCGCCGCGCAACACAAGGGACAGCCUGCCCAGCAAGAAGCUACGCUAGGGCUGGGCUGCGGACACCUGAAGCCAUGGUAGCGCCUCCUUUCCCCUUUGGCUCAACUUAGGAAGUAGUCUUGGUUUUGCGGGAGCCGGCGGGGCGCAGCACUUUGCAGUGGAGUGGUCUGGUCUCUGACGUUGAAAUCUUGAAUUUUGUCUCUAGUUUCUAAAGCGCGCAACCAGAAUCGUUGAGGGCUGAGCGGGUAUAACACGGGCUCUAAGUGUGGCGACUGAAGCGUUGUUUACUGUAUACGUUGGCCUAUUUUAGGUGCGCAUCAGUAUGAAACUGUCUCUGACUUUGGAUGUUGCGUUUUGUGAAUGGAGGCAUUUUAUUAGCUCUAGAGUAUUUUUAAUAGCCUCUGAACUUGUGUGCAAAACUAACCAUUUUAUGGAAUGUCGGCAAAUGUCUAUUUUAUUGUUUGAUGCAAUUUAUUAAUUUUUUAAGUUUGUCCUUAACUCUAAUUGCAGGUAAACAAUUUAGUACACUUCCCAGUAUCAAUUUGAGAGGAUGUUCCUCCUCGUAGCUUGUUUCUGUCCUAGCUGGGAGGCUUAAAGGCACAAUCUUUAGCAGGUGGAAUAGUUCCUUAACCUUUUAUGUAUGAUAUUCUAGUGAAUUAGCAAGUAGCCCUUCCCACCCUCUUAAAAUUAACUGUGCCAAGUCCUAAUCAUAUCGUGUACAUAUUUGGAAAUGGUGCUGUUUAAGAAGACUUGUGUAUUUAUACAGUGACAGUAUAUGAAUACAUUAAUCUCCCCCUGUAAACUCCUACCUAGCAUCUUCUCAAUGCACCAUCCCCAGACCUGUCCAAUUGUCUGAUGCUGAGAUCCAAGAGAGCAGUGUUAACUCACCUUGAUUGCUCAAUUUCAACUUCUUAAAUAGAAAACAGGAAACUAUGAAGCAAUAACCUGAGUUCCAGAAGGUUCUACUCUGGGCUGUCUGCCUUCAGAUAUACAGAAGGUGUGCCAGAAUAAACACCAUUUAAAGGCUCCAACACCUGGGGUUGGGUACAAGUAUUAUGACCUCCCUGGUGGUGGUUCCACUCUUACUGGUCUGCUUCCAGAACCUAAUCUUCAGGGAAAAUUUCCUAACCCCUUACUUCCAGUACUCCAGUAAAUCCAUCACAUUGAAUGCUGGACUAUGGACAUUGAAUGAUGGGACUAUACCAUCAAGACAGUAGAUGCAGAGAUAAAGGUGGAUUAAGAUAAACUAAGACAUAACACUAAACAACAUUACCUGAAAAUACCAGCCAAGAGUUUAUGUAUAUAAAACUUAACAGUAGUCAGAUUUAGCUAGAGUACUGGGAACAGCUAACUUCCACAAUAAAUGUAAAAAUACUGGUUAGCUCUGUGCCCUAUUGGUAAAAGGGAGGUGCAUCAUAUAAAAAGAUGGGGUUGGUGGAAAGACGUUCUUAACAAGAAAAUAACCAUUAUAGCCCCACAGAAUUGGCAGAUUCCACUUGGCCUGGGUCGCAAACUUAAUAAAACCAUGUAGUUCCUUGUUCUUUUGCUAGAAAAUAAACCAUUUGUUUUGGGGUGAUGUUUUUCAAGUGAACAUAAAUUCACAUUCUCUCCACUAACUGGUCAUGUUUUCCAAGAAAUGAACAUUCUCAAAGGGCAAACUCAAGUCAUUCAGCUCUUUGAAUUGUGGUAGUUCCACCAGAUACAUUCCAAGGCAUGUGUGUAGUGCCAGUACAUGUGACUACAUGAGCGGAACCACUGAUGACACAUACCUAAUGCCAAUUUUUAUUUUCUGACAUCUUACUAGAAAUAGGGAUGUUGAGUUUGCACCCUUGUUCAAUGGUGUUAAGAGGGGUCCGGAAAAUGUCCUCACAUUAGGUAGCUCUUAUAUUAACAGAUGGGUAUAUAGGUACCAGUAGUGUUUCUAAGCACAAAGACCCGAGUUCAAUCCCUAGCACCCACAUUAAAAUAUGGGAAUGGUGGUAUGCUUAUAGUCCCAGUGCUGGUGAGGCAGAGGCCAGCCUUGCUAAAUGAAAAACCCUACCUCCUAAGUUAGGUGGGCUCAUGAAGACUAUCAUCUGAGGCUGACCUCCAUUCACAUACAUACACAUUUCAGCUGCUGUUUUGGUAAGUUUUAAGUCAAAGGUAGCUAUGGUCUCAACCACAGGGGAGACAAAGGAGCCCUGCCUGGGGCUCACUGGUCAGGUAGUCUAACUCCAGGUUUGGAGAACUCCAGAUUCAAAGAAAUAUCUUGUUUACACGCAUGCACACACGCACGCACAAGGGAGCUAACAAAUACUGAAAGUCUACAAUAUAAACAAAAAUAUUAUUGGUUUUUUAGAGUCCUAGAAGAAAUAAACUUAGCCCCUCCUGCCACACAAAAAAACUUUGGAGCCAGGCAUUGUGAUGUGCACCUUUAAUCCUAGCACUCCUGAGGCAGAGAGAGGCUAAGUAAUCCUUGGAAUGAGAUACAACACUUUUAUUUCGCCCAGAAUGAGAGUCUGCAAAAAAUGUUUACAGUAAACCCAAGUUUAGGGCCAGGGAUAUAAUAUACCUCAAUGGUAGAGUACUUGCCUAGAAUGCAAAAAACACUAGGAUCAAUACCAUUAAGGAAGAAAAUGAAACUUAAAUCCCCAAGUUUAAUGCAAAACUGUGACAAGGUUGGCUUCUAAGAAUGCACUGUAUAGCUGGCUAAACCACAAAAGGCACAGCCCUGUCAGCUUCUCCAUGGGUAGAGGCACAGGCUGUAUUAUGCUUUAGCCUGUCCAAACUUGUUAUUCUAAUGGCUUUUACUUUUUUUGUAUUUUUCCUACAAAGUCCUUUUCAGAAGUUAAAUAGCUUUGAUUAGAACUUUUGUCAGAUAUAUUAAACCAAAACUAUUUAUUUAAAAAUCAUCAGAAAUGUAUUUCAGGUUAAUUUUGUUGUCUAAGCCUCAGGGUAAGAACAUUCCCUCCAGAGUAGUUUUUGAGAAUGGGUCUCACCAGCCAAAGCUGACCUGGAAAAUUCAGUAUUCUUCUGCCUUACCCAACAAAGUUCUGAGAUAAAUGCCAUGUGGUACUGGUGGUUCUUGACUAUAUCCCACACAUAGGUGUUCAAACCCCUUCCUGGUUGGCACUCUAUGGACAAGUGUGACAUAGAUCUUCUGAGGGUCCUCUCUAUCUUUCAAGUACAGCUAUAGAAGCUAUAUGGUUCCAUUGUUUACAACUGCAGAAGUCACGGGGCUCACCUGGAGAUUUCCUUUAACCUGUUAAAUGUAUUGGAGGUGUGUGUGCUGUGAUAGUGGGAUCCCAUGAGCUAGACCACUAAGCAACAUUAUCAGAUACUUCUGCUCCUAUACUGUUCUCUCAGUUUUCUCCUAGAACAAAAACAAAACCACUGCAGAAAAUGUCUGGAAACCUUGAAACCUGCUCCCCACCACCCCCCAUGUGCAUUCAGCUAUACAUAGCUGAUUAGAAGAAUCACUUGCUGGGGAUUAUCUGUGGCAUCACAUUAGUGUUUGGCUCACUAGUAAAUGCAAACAUAGCAGGUUACUGCCUAAAUAUAACCAAUGGUCUGUAAGUACUUUACUUGUUAUGAUUAAAUAAUCCCUUCCAUGUUUGAAAUUCCAGUCCUUGGUAACACCAUACAAAAGCAUCCGAUUAAGUAGAAAAGCAUCAGUACUCCCUCUUCUGGCCUGACAGCUAUUUUAACAGUAGAAAUUUUAAACCACUACCAUAAUAAUUUAUAAAGCCU
Molecule: messenger RNA, 4849 nt
Organism: Peromyscus leucopus (white-footed mouse)
Lineage: Eukaryota; Metazoa; Chordata; Mammalia; Rodentia; Cricetidae
Gene: Nanos1
Product: nanos C2HC-type zinc finger 1
Exons: 1
Coding region: 354-1169 (271 amino acids)
Biological process (GO): oogenesis; negative regulation of translation
Cellular component (GO): perinuclear region of cytoplasm
Molecular function (GO): zinc ion binding; mRNA binding
Source: RefSeq, a predicted model, not a curated record